Erythranthe guttata (spotted monkey flower) is the source of this 1178-nucleotide messenger RNA. Its product is annotated as RNA-binding (RRM/RBD/RNP motifs) family protein. Gene Ontology annotation, molecular function: mRNA binding. Lineage: Eukaryota; Viridiplantae; Streptophyta; Magnoliopsida; Lamiales; Phrymaceae. Gene Ontology annotation, biological process: chloroplast rRNA processing. The record is from RefSeq and is a predicted model, not a curated record. Gene Ontology annotation, cellular component: chloroplast thylakoid membrane.
CCAGUCUCUAGUUUUGUUUUGUUUAGUUGGCAGCCAUGGCUUUGGGAGCAAAGGAAGCAGCCUCCUCAUUCAUCUUAUCAGUUCCGAAAUUCCAUUCGUCGAACAAAUCUGUUGUUUCUUCUUCAAUUAGGUUUAGCAAAGUCUCUGCUGCAGCGCUGAAAUUCAAUCUCAAUUGCACCAAAACAAAACCUGGGUUUCUUCAAUUGCACUCAGCACUGCAGGUAAAUCUACAACAACAACAAGAAGACGAAGAAGAAGAAAAAAAAGAAGUUGGAAAAUGGGACAAUAGAAGAAAGCUAUUUGUGCUAAACUUGCCUUGGGCUUUCUCUGUUGUUGAUAUUAAGAAGCUUUUUGGUGAAUGUGGUGUUGUUGACGAUGUUGAGAUAAUAAAGCAGAAAGAUGGGAAGAGUAGAGGAUUUGCAUUUGUGACAAUGGCUACUGGGGAAGAGGCUCAGGCUGCUAUCCUCAAAUACGACUCUCAUGAAUUGAGUGAUAGGAUUAUCAGAGUAGAGUUUGCAAAGCAAUUCAAGAGACCAAUUCGCACUACUGAUAGUGUUGUAAGCAGCAGCAGUAUUCCAGCUGGAGAAACACGGCAUAAGCUGUAUGUGUCGAAUCUUGGAUGGAAAGUUAGGUCCACCGAUCUCCGUGAAUUCUUUUCUUCCAAAUUCAAACCCCUCUCAGUUAAAGUCGUUUUCGACAGUCCUUCUGGUAAAUCUGCUGGUUACGGUUUUGUUUCUUUCGCUACAAAAGAGGAAGCCGAUUCUGCUAUUUCUCAAUUAAAUGGAACGGAAUUGUUGGGAAGACCAGUCCGUUUGAAAGCCGCCAGCGAAAAGAACAUUAUUGGUACUUCUCAAACUAAACAAGAAAAGGAAAAAGAAGAAUCGAGCGAAAAGAGCAUCAUCGAUAAUUCUCAAAAUAAAGAAGAAGAAGAAUCAACUGAUAAGACUUCGAAUAAUCCAAGGAACAAUGCAUAAAGGAACAGAGAGUUUCAAAUGUUGGUGGCUGUAUAUUACUCUUAUUUUUUGGAAUUUCUAUCGCGUGUUGAUGUAUGUAACCAUGCCACUACAUACCUUCCAAAUUUCGUCGAUUUUCAAUUUCAUGUUUUUUUUUUUCUAAAAAACAUUUGCCUUGGAAUCGAAAGUUUAAAGUUUACAUAAAUUUUCACAAAUUUCAUUUUU